AUGAUCGAGAGAUGGCGUCUUGAGACGCACACAUUCUAUUUUCGGGUUGGUGAGUCUGUCGUGACACUGGAGGAUGUGGUGUUAAUUCUUGGUCUUCCGACGAAUGAUUUUCCAGUUACGGGACCGACACUGAGUAGUUAUGAGGUGUUAGAGGUUGAAUGCUUGGAUCAGUUUGGUGUUGCACUUAGGAAGGCAGACUGCAGGGGAAGUUUCAUCAAGUUGACGUGGUUUCAAGCAUUGAAAGAUCGAUUAGUGUUGGUUGAUGAUAUCCAGAUUCAGAGGUACGUGAAGUGCCACAUAAUGUUAUUGUUUGGGACCGUUAUGUUUGGAGAUAAGUCUGGAGCAAGGGUGCACUGGAAGUUUCUGCCGUUACUCUGUAACUUUGCCGGGAUCAUAUAG
This is a messenger RNA of Arachis duranensis, 399 nucleotides long. RefSeq names its product protein MAIN-LIKE 2-like. The transcript has a single exon. The record is from RefSeq and is a predicted model, not a curated record. Bases 1 to 399 code for a protein of 132 amino acids. Lineage: Eukaryota; Viridiplantae; Streptophyta; Magnoliopsida; Fabales; Fabaceae.